Molecule: messenger RNA, 6327 nt
Organism: Engraulis encrasicolus (European anchovy)
Lineage: Eukaryota; Metazoa; Chordata; Actinopteri; Clupeiformes; Engraulidae
Gene: sytl2a
Product: synaptotagmin-like 2a
Exons: 18
Coding region: 1031-6310 (1759 amino acids)
Biological process (GO): exocytosis; intracellular protein transport
Cellular component (GO): plasma membrane; exocytic vesicle
Molecular function (GO): neurexin family protein binding; small GTPase binding
Source: RefSeq, a predicted model, not a curated record
GAGACAGUCAGUGGCUAAUUUGAAUUAAGGCCUAAUGUGAUUUUGGUAUAAAAGAGCCAUUUAGAAGGACUCCCAAAUGUUUAUAAAAACAUUCAAGUCUCCACGUCCUCUGGUAGUCAGCUGACGCUUUAUGUCACAUGCCCAAAACGAUCAGACAUCAGAAUCUUCACAAGGCCGCACCAUUACACUCUAUUAAUUAUGCUAUAACGACUUCCUGUUUAUUCGUUCAAAUCUCAUCAGAAGUGCGUGGCUUUACUUGAGUUUGCAAGUUGGCUUUUGCAUGCCAAAACUGCAUGGCGUGCACACUCGCUGAUCAAGGUCAACACCUACUUUACCUCAUGCACAAACUCUCCAAAACACAAACUAGUUUCCUCCUACCGACCGAGAGAGAGGGACGGCUGACCGGCAUGCUCUAUGGGCGUAUAGAGUUACGGCACGCAACUAAAAACAAAAAAGGACACAUCGUGUUUUGUUAGUUGACCACCUGUAUUGUGCUUGUUUGUUUGUGUGGGUGUGUGUUUCUGAUCAGCUCUAUGCUUCUGGUGUGGCUUUCCCCAACAGACCGCUAUGGGAAUCCCAACCUGGUAUGUGUAACCCGGUGGAACUCGCAGUGACCUUGUGAUUGUGAGGGCGCACCAGACGCACCUCAGGGGGGACCACACCAUACUGGCACCUAUCUGAAGGGGAACUCACCCGGCUUUUACCCACUGUGGAAGGGAACACACCUACAGGUAGGCUGGAACCUACUUGAGGGGGAGAACGCCUGUUUGGCUCCCACAAGAAGGGGAACACAUCUAACUGGGACCUACUGGAAGGGGAACACGUCUGACUGGGAGCGGAGAGCAGCUGGCCGGUAGCUCACUGAAGGGGAACACAACUGUGGAAGGCAACAUAUCUGGCUGGCAGCUACUGCAAGGGGGACACAUCUCGUUGAUACCUACUAGUACACAGGGGAAGGACAGCUGGUUGGUGGUACCCACUGUGGUGAGAGGACACACCUGGUUGGGACGUGCCAUAAUCAGCAGCAGUCAUGAUUGACCUGAGCCACCUGACUGAGGAGGAGCAGGAGAAGAUUUUGGCGGUCCUGAAGAGAGACGCCGACUUGAAGAAGAGGGACACUAUGCGCGUGAAAGAACUGCACAAGACUGUUCGAGAUAAGAACCGACUGAAGUAUCUGACUGGAGACUGGUUCUAUGAGACCAAGUCACGAAGGCACAAUGACAAAAUCCAUGGCUGUGACAUCAUCCGAGCCUCCAUCAGACAGAGAAGGCCUGUCACUAUAUUUGAACUCUCCAAGUUAUGGGCUGAAAAAGCAGGAACAACAGAUAGCACUAGUGCCCCAGAGGAAAGUCAGAGGAACCCAGCCAGCACCCCAGAAAAUCAGUCAGACGGGCCAAGACCAGCGCCCCAAUCCAAGCAAAGGCAAAAUCCGUUCAACAACACCCCAGCGUCCCCUGUGUUCCGGGGAGAGGGUGGCUCGAGGCGGCUGUCCAAUGGCAAGGCUCACGCUGGCACGGCACCUGUAGGGGAGCUUCUCCCAUCCCCCGAGAGCCCCAUUGCAACACUUACUAAUCAAUCCUCAGAGAGCUCUGAACACUCACAAGGCUCACCGAAUCCGCCCAGACCCGUGCCAAGAAAGAGACUUUUACACGUCUCCCCGAACUCGUCUGUAGACAACAAUGAGCCGGCUUUCAAACCGAGCACGGUGCCUUCACCCAAAAGUAUCCUGAAGCAAAGUCCAAGAAGCAGCCCCAUUCGCAGCCCCAUUCGCAGCCCCAUUGGCAGCUCCCUGGUUCCCCUCUCGCUCCCUCGCUGCCCCAGUGCCGAGCCGAGCCAGACUAGCCUGGAUCUUCCCGAAUCUCCCUGCUCCGGCUCUGGCACACUAGACAAAAAACAGGUCCAGUUCUCCGGCUCUGUUAGGGGCAGAAACGCAGCACGUCGACGGUCAAGCCAAGACUCUGUCGAAAACGACUUUCUGGACGGGGACGUGCUUGUGGCCUCCGAUGACGAGGGGUCAGACAGUAGCAGCAGUAGCAGCAGUGAGGAAGAGGAGGAAGUGGAUGUCAGCAGUGAGGCCCAUUCCACCUCCAGAGAGGACAGUCCCAUCUUCCUCGAUCCGCCGCCGAGGAACGACUCCAGACUCUCCAUCUACUCCCAGUCUUCUUCCGACAGUUCUCGCGUAUCGAACAGUAGACCGGUGAAUGGUGGAGUGGUGGUGAUAACAGGUUACCAUGACAAUGUCGCUGAGACCCCUGCAAGUAAGGUGCCCAGCCGCUAUGCCACUUGGACAGACACAGGUAAGAGCAGCGAGCAGCAACCAGGACCCCUGAGCCCUAAGUUAACAGAGGUGGAGAGUUACUCCUUUACUAAGGUACUCGACUGGUUCAGGCGAAACGCAGGCCGCUAUCGGAGACCAAGGAAGCGCAGCCGGGGAGACACUAUCAAAGUUGUUGAAGAGAGCGCGUGUGGCACAGAGAGCAAGUCCUCGGAGGAAACAGCCUCAUCUGAAAGCAGGAGAGCAUCCAACACUUUGCCUAAGACCAGAAGAGGUCUGCUGUCAUUUUUCUUAAGAGGACAUGCAAUAGAACCUGAGACCACUGACACAAUCUCACCAGAUACAAAAGAACCUGAGUAUGUUAACACAACCUCACCAGAUGGAAAAGAACCUAAUACCCCUGACACAACCUCAAUAGAUGCAAAAGAACCCAACACCCCUAAGACAUCCUCACCAGAUGCAAAUGAACCUGAGACCCCCACCACAACCUCACUAGAUACAAAAGAACUCAACACCUCUAAGACAACCUCACCAGUUGCAAAAGACCCUGACACCGCUAAGACAUCCUCACCAGAUGGAAAUGGACCUGAGAUCCCUACCACAACCUCCCUAGAUUCAAAAGAACUCAACACCCAUAGGACAACCUCAAGAGUUGUAAAAGAAUCUGACACAAUUGACACAACCACACCAGAUGCAAAAGAACCAGACACCCCUAAGACAACCUCACCAGCGAAAGAUGUGGAGUCUCCGUCUUCUGAAGAAGGUACCAUUGGCCAGGAUGUUACACUGGCACAGAACGAAUGUGUGGCAACCUCAACUGUGGAGGAGAUAGCUAGCCAUCAGCCGGAGGAGCCAGAACCAAGUAUUUCUGAUAUUAAUUCAGACAGUCAGAGCACCCUGUGCAAUGCUAUAGAAAGUUGUGAGGAAAGAGAACAGGCGUCAUCACCUGAGCUGAGGUCCGUUUGCGAAGCAGAGCAUCAGGACCCCAUUGCUCCACAAAGUCCAGAGGGAACGCAAGAUCCUCCCAGCCAGGAAGACGACUUUUCUGAUGACCAAGGAUAUGUUGUCAAGGCAGAACGGGUUGUGGUUUUGGAGGAAUGUGACACAUCAUCGGAAGCCUCUAGCCUAAAGGACAUGGGCACACAUGCACAAGGUAUGACUGAUUAUCCCAGCGAGAAAAGUGAUGAAGACUUUGUGCAGCACACACGACUCAAACAUGGCCGAUUACAUCUCUCAGUUGAGCCCUCUUAUGAGGGAGAAGUGUCCUCGCCUGAGAGCACUAGUUCAAUGACUACUGACUCGCAAAGCGUGUCACAGGCCACUGACAGUAGUGAUGUCCAACAGGAACUUAGUUCUCCCAUUCCUCCCCUAGCCCUAAGCGGCAGACAUAUUUACACCCCGCAGCUGAAACUGUCUGAAAGCGAACAACAAGAUAAGGCCAUUCUAGUCAGGAACCUUAGAGCUAUGUGGGAGGAAGAGAAACGCAAAUUAAAUCUUGAUGUGGUAAAAGCAAAAGGAGAUGCUUUCUUGAAAGCUGAUAAAAAUAAAACAGCCUCCCCUCGAGGGUCUAGGAAGAAGCUGAGUAAAUCUCUGUCAGGCAGCUCAGAGUUGAGUCAGAAACGUAGCACAAGAAGCAGGUCCCUGCAAAGGGAGAACGCCACUCUUACUGUGGAGGGAGCUAGAAGAAAGAGCGUGGCAGAAAUAAAAAUACAUUCUCAGUGGAUAGCAGAAACGAAUCAAUCCUUAACAACAGAAAAUAUCAAGAAGCAGUCAUCUCUACCCAAGACCAAAUCACUAGAUGCAACAAACACGUAUCAUUCAGCGAAUACAGAUUCAGACACAUCCAGUGUGAGGAGUCAAAAGAAAAGCUCAAUGAAGGCGAGAAUCAUGGCUCACAGUCAAGCAAAAAGUCUUGCAACAACUCCCAGUCCACCGGAACAAAGGAUGUCCCGUAGAACUUUGUACAAAACUAGUCUUGAUGGUUCUCCACUGAGAACUGUUCCUAUUGAUAUUGGAACACUAGAUUCUGAUGCUGCCACAUCUGAGGAUCUUUCAGUGCCCUCUGCAAAAUUUUCUAGAACACCAUCUCCUAGGGAGCGAGAGUUCCACACUGAAUCGUUGUCUGAGAGAAAAGACAAAAACGGUGCUGGUUUUCAGAUGAAGAAAGAGAAGUCCCCUCAGUCCAAACAAAAAGCAAGGACGGAGCAAACUCAGCUGUACGAGACCUAUUAUACUCCACCUCAGUCUCCCCCGAAGUCUGCCAGGCAAUUGGCCAGGAGAGCCAGCUCAGGGAACUAUCAAGGAAGUCUGAAAAUCUCUCUUGAAGUAUCACCUGUGCAUGUGAGAGUUCAAAAGCACCAUGGAUCCUCUUCACACCAUGUCAGGAGAAGUUCAAGUGGUGGCGGGAGGAAGGGAAGCAUCUCUAAACACAGGGAACAAGACGUUACAAUGGCUGUAGAAGUUGUCCAACGUACCAAAUCUUCAGGCUCAGGCGACGAGAGAGAGCAGGUGCUUGUCCCAUUGUGCUUCGAUCGUUCAGACAUAGAGAGCCAGGCAGAGGAGCUCUCCACUCAGGAGGACAUAAUGGAUGAAGCAAGUAGCGAUAGCUCGCCCUCUCAGUAUACGGUGGGCUCAGCGGACCUUGGAUCUUCCAGGGGCAGCACACCUGAGCCAUGGUCUCACGCAAGUUCGGCCUGUAAUAGUCAGAAUACAACCCCUGUCCGUGGCAUAUUGAAACGACCUGCAUCAAGGCCAAUGUCAUUUUCAAAAAGCAUGGAAGACAUUACAACAAUGCCGGCCCGUGAGGAAAGGAUGAAUAGUGAACAGAAGAGUGACCAUAUGCUCAGUAUGGAUAAUGUGUCCGCAGCCCCACCCUCACCGUGCUCCACCCUGGACACAGAUCAGAUGAAGAGGAUGAGUGCAUCUGUGCCUGCCUUCCUGCAGCAAGAGAGUGAUGAGAGAGACAGUGACUGCGCCUCAGACAACAGCAUGAACUCACCACACCACCAGUGGCGACUCAAUUCACUAACUAACAACUCCGUCUCUGGCAUGUCUACAACUUCCUCUGUGAGUGGCAGCGUGAUGAGUAUCUACAGUGUGGACUAUGGCAACGUGGAGGUGAAGGGAACCAUCCAGUUCGCCAUGAACUAUGUGGAGAAGCUGGGGGAGUUUCACAUCUUCGUGGUACAGUGCCGAGACUUGGCUGUGGCCGAGCCCAAGAGAAACCGCUCUGAUCCGUAUGUGAAGUGUUACCUUUUACCUGACAAAGCAAAGCUGGGCAAGAGGAAAACCAGCGUUAAAAAGAAGACAUUCAACCCUACCUUCAAUGAAAUCCUAAGGUACAAGAUUCCAUGUGAGGUUUUAAGAAGUACAAUACUGAACCUUUCCGUCUGGCACAACGACAACUUUGGGAGAAACAGCUUCCUUGGAGAGGUGGAUGUGGACCUGAACGAAUGGAGCAUCACUGACACACAGAUGAAACACUACUUGCUCAGACCGCGGGUUGUCACACAACCCUCGACAGAGGACCACAGAGGUGAUCUCAAAGUGGCUGUGCGCUUCCUGCCCAAGGUUACACAGAGUAAGAGAGCGUCUAAGUCGGGAGAGCUGCAGAUCUGGGUGAAAGAAUGUCGAAACCUUCCUGUCGUACGAGGCGCCAUCAUAGAUCCUUUUGUCAAAUGCACAGUGCUGCCUGACUCAUUCAAGAAAAGCCGUCAGAAGACUCGCGUGGCAAAGAAGACGGCUGAUCCCGUGUUCAACCACACGAUGGUCUACGAUGGCCUCAGGCCAGAAGACCUGUGUGAGAUUUGUGUGGAGCUGACAGUGUGGGACCAUGACAGACUUACCAACCAUUUCCUGGGAGGCUGCAGGUUGGGUUUAGGGACAGGUAAAAGUUACGGCACAGAUGUUGACUGGAUGGACUCCAGCUCUGAAGAGGCAGCACUGUGGAGCCAGAUGAUGACUUCGCAGGGCGAAUGGAUUGAAGAUGUGUUUCCUCUGAGAAUGUUGAUGAUGGCAAGAAGUAUGUCCAAAUAAAGACAUUUGAAGACGUG